Nannospalax galili (Upper Galilee mountains blind mole rat) is the source of this 1404-nucleotide messenger RNA. It is a transcript of the gene Ska1, whose product is annotated as spindle and kinetochore associated complex subunit 1. The transcript has 7 exons. Gene Ontology annotation, biological process: regulation of microtubule polymerization or depolymerization; cell division; mitotic cell cycle. The coding region runs from base 241 to 1005 and encodes 254 amino acids. Gene Ontology annotation, cellular component: mitotic spindle; spindle microtubule; outer kinetochore. The record is from RefSeq and is a predicted model, not a curated record. NCBI's taxonomy places the organism in Eukaryota, Metazoa, Chordata, Mammalia, Rodentia, Spalacidae. Gene Ontology annotation, molecular function: microtubule binding.
UCUGGGGCCUGGAGGAACCGCGCCGGAGCCUAGGAGCCUGCGCUGAGGGGACGCCCUUGUGCGCCUGCGGGGCAGCAGGGCGGCGGAUCGUUUGAAUUUCACUCCCGGAGCAGCUCCCCCCGGUUUGGCGUUUCUGGCGGAGACUCGUGUCCCCACGCCUUGGUACCCCGCGACGUCGGCGUUCUGAGGGGUCCCUGGCCCCGGAAGCGGCCCUGGCAUCGCUCAGCAGAUGCUUAAAGGAUGGCCUCAGAUCUAGAACAGUUAUGCUCUUAUGUUAAUGAAAAGAUUGGCAAUAUUAAGAAAAUUAUGUCAUUAAGAAAUCUUGGCCAGGAACCUGCCUUGAAGACUACAUUAAGUAAAAUAGGAGAUGAGAUCAUUGUAGUAAAUGAACUUUUAAAUAAAUUUGAAUUGGAAAUUCAGUAUCAAGAGCAAACCAACAACUCACUCAAGGAGCUCUGUGAAUCUCUUGAAGAAGAUUUCAAAGAUGUGGAACAUCUCAAAGAAAACAUUCCCUCCCAUUUGCCUCAAGUAACAGUAACCCAGCACUCGGUUAAUAGAUCAGAGCUUGAUGCUGAAGAACCAGUUAAAGUUGGGGAACUUGUAUCAGCAAAGAAGCCCCCCAAGGAACAAAGAAUUAUUAAAGAAAUGCCAUUUAUAACUACUGAUGAAUUCGAUGGUGUUCCUGCGUACAUGAAAUCCCGUUUAACAUACUGUCAGAUUAAUGAUGUCAUUAAAGAAAUCAACAAGACAGUAGUUAGUAAAUAUAAGAUUAUACAUCAACCAAAAGCGUCUAUGAGUUCUCUGAACAGAAAUCUCUACCACAGGUUUAUUAAUGAAGAGACAAAGGACACCAAAGGUCAUUAUUUUAUAGUGGAAGCUGACGUAAAGGAGUUCACAACUUUGAAAACUGACAAGAGAUUUCAUGUGAUCCUGAACAUUUUGCGACAUUGCCGGAGGCUGUCAGAGGUCCGAGGGGGAGGGCUUACCCGUUAUGUGAUCACUUGAGUUCCACAUACUUCUCGUGUGGAGCCUAGAUCUAGCAUUAUGUAUUUGAAGAUAUGUAUGUGUGUAUGUAGAUCAUGAAAUUAGAAAGAGGGUCCUGAGAAGUGCAGAAGAGAUCUUGGGGAGGGGAACAGAGAAGGCAGUGGAAUUUGUGUGAUUAUCUAGGAACUAGCCAGAGGCAGGGGAAUUAGAGCUAAGCAUAGUGACACAUACCGUUUGAAUGUACAAGGAACCUGUUAUUGUAUGCUAACCUUAAAAAUUAAAAAAUAAUCACUGUCUUUUCAGCAAAUGUUUAACCUCCUGCCAUGUAAAGCCUCUGUACUAGGCAUGUAAUGGAUCUCAUGUCUAGUUUUGUAUAAGUAGACAAUCCCGCAGACCUUAAUAAAAUGGGUAUACAUACUA